UAGUUCAACGGAGCUGUUGAGACCAAUUGAUCCGCUACACAGCUCAAGUUCCACCAGGCUACUCUACAACCACGACAAAGUAGCGCAACCAACGCUACGGGCAUCGUACGCAAUACCUUGGACAAGAUGACCGACUCGCUAGCUUCUAGCGUCCAAGCUAUGGAUUUGGGUGCACCCGAUGUCGAUGAUCUUAUAGAAAGAUGCAAAACACUGCACGAAGAAGUCGAGCAAUACGUCAUAGCCGUCGACACCAGCCAAAGGCAGGCCAAGAUACCAUUCCAGGUGGAAUACCGCACCUUGCGAAGCGACUUCAAGAAUGAGCUGGCAUUUCUGCAAAAGUUGAAGAGCGCGAAUCACCCACCAGAAAAGGCUCGGCAUUACGCUGUGUCGUCUAAUCUUCUGUACUAUGAGGCGCUCUGGGCAGCCGCGAAAAGGUCGUCAGGUUUACUUGCGUUCCGUAAGUACUUCUAUUGGAAUCGACAGAAAGGACAGGCCAAGAAUGCAACCAGCUCUUACAAAGGCGGCGUGUCCAAGGGGAAGACCUCUGCGCUGGUGGACAUAGUGGCUGCCGAUGGCAUGGAAUGGAUACGCGUAUCGACCACAUCUGAAAAACGACUCUUGUUCGACCUCGCUAAGAUGGGCUGGCAAAACGACUCCGACUCCGACUCGGAGAUGGAAGACGCUGUUCCGAGCAACUGGGAGGACGAAGACGACGACGACCAGGUCGAGAUUGUCAAGAGUGCGCGCGAGCUGGCUCGGGCCGCGCGAGCGAACCCAAUGCGUGGGCACGCGCCAAAAGUACGCUACGUCCUCACGCGACUCGCUUCAGGAAGACUCAAAGAGGUGGACAUGGUUCUAGACAAAAUGAGAGCGGUCGGCAUUAUAGUCGAGUGUGCGAACGAGAUACCAGGCACUCCAUCAGUCCAAGACGCGCUUCCGAACCUGUUAGUCGAUCGGUCAAGGACUCUUUCCAAGACGUUGAACAUCGACUGUACCAUUCUUCUGGCGUUGAUAUCGGACAUCUCCCAUGGCGAAUGCGAGAUAUUGGACUGGUAUCCCGGCGAAGUACGUGCCCAGAUUCUCGAAGAGCAAAAGGAGAAGCUCCUCCCAACACAUCUCUACCCGGCAAUUGCCUCGCACCCUAUGGUCACCACCCAAGAAGCUGCCGAGCAGAUGAAUGUCAUUGUCGACACUCUCGCCACUGAUGCUGAAAAACGCCGGGCAAAUCUUCUCCUCGCCCAGCGUGACUGUCAAGAUAUGGCACCCACCGACAUCCUCAAAGAGUGGCAAACUCUCUCCGAUCACCCUUCACCACCAAGUUUCCAGCUCCCCAUCCGCGUCUUCCCAGCUCAUGUCUCCUCCCGCAUUGACACACUCCCCGCUGCCGCGAAGAAGAUGCAGACUGAAUUGGGAGAGCUGAACGCGGCGAUUUUUUUCUACGGGUGGGCAGAGGGUCUCACUACGCUGAGUAGCAAUCGCGCGCGGGCAAAGCAGAUAGAGCGUUUUAUUAACGAGGUGGGACUGAAAGAUGGGCAGUCAGGACCACACGUGUGGUUAUGUGGAGAGAGCAGGAGUCUGAUUGCGAAGUGUGGACGGAGGAAGUGAAAGUGCAGAGAGGGUGACCUGAGUGCGGGUAAAAGCUCAGUGAGAGUUCGGUUAAGAACGGCUGGGCGAGAAAGAGUUCUUUCCUGCUAAACUGAGACAUACUUUACCUUGGCUUGACUCGCACUGAUUUUCUUAGAGCUCGUCAUUUGAGUUGUAAAAAAGCUGCUAUGAUCUACCAGCAAUGUGGUGGUUCCCUGGCGCACCGCCCCAGGCACCCACCAGCUUCUCA
This is a messenger RNA of Paraphaeosphaeria sporulosa, 1834 nucleotides long. RefSeq lists its product as uncharacterized. The record is from RefSeq and is a predicted model, not a curated record. The coding region runs from base 127 to 1605 and encodes 492 amino acids. The transcript has 2 exons. Lineage: Eukaryota; Fungi; Ascomycota; Dothideomycetes; Pleosporales; Didymosphaeriaceae.